AUGUCUGAGAGUUCAGGUGGGAGAAAGUCAGGACCCCCCUGCCUUUGGCGGGAAGAUACCGAAAGUGAUGAGCCGAGCCUGUAUGUAUGUUCUAAAGGUGAAAGUUUCCAGUCAGAUGUGCUAGAGGUUGUGGCUGAUCAAGUUCUGGCCCUGCCUCAGAGGCCAAAGGUGGGCUCAAGCAAUCAGGCAGGAGUUGUUGUGCGGUUGUGCGUGGGCGUGCCAGCACGGUCUACCGUGCGUCGAGAUGAUGAUGAGGUUCGGGUAGAAGAUGGUUUAAAUGUUGCGCCUGUUUUGCGUUCGACUCCUAAUCAAACGAUUGUGGGCCGAGUGAGGAACGAAUCUCGGCCGUCAGGUUCACGGCCUGAGCUACAAGACCGUUUAGUGGUGGUGUUGGUGGUGGGUUUUAGGCGGUGCUCCAACGCGAACGAUUGUGGCGAGUGA
Molecule: messenger RNA, 441 nt
Organism: Prunus armeniaca (apricot)
Lineage: Eukaryota; Viridiplantae; Streptophyta; Magnoliopsida; Rosales; Rosaceae
Source: the annotation of a GenBank genome assembly